This is a messenger RNA of Sciurus carolinensis (gray squirrel), 1109 nucleotides long. It is a transcript of the gene Bik, whose product is annotated as BCL2 interacting killer. Bases 104 to 670 code for a protein of 188 amino acids. The record is from RefSeq and is a predicted model, not a curated record. NCBI's taxonomy places the organism in Eukaryota, Metazoa, Chordata, Mammalia, Rodentia, Sciuridae. Gene Ontology annotation, biological process: apoptotic mitochondrial changes; male gonad development; regulation of apoptotic process. The transcript is spliced from 3 exons.
CCCGUGUCCUGCCCAGGACUUCACCUGGGGAGGGGCCCUGGACAGGUAGGGAGAGGCCCAGAACCCAGCACGUGUCUGGGCCCCAAGGAAGCCCCGGGAGGAAAUGGCCCUGAAGCUCCCAGGCAGACCCCAGACCCUUUGCUUCCCGGCCCCUGCCCAGGCACCCCUGGCUCUGGCACCUGCCCUGUUUCUGGCUGGCAGGGGACCAAGCAGAGCCGCAGGCCCCUCCUCUCCGUCUUCAUCGAGCCCAGGCAGUACAUCCCAGAAAGCCUUGACCUGCAGGGCAGAGCAGACCGAGCGCUCGGGGCCUGGCCCCUUGGCCGUGCCCCGGGAGGACGAGCGUGGGAGUAAGGCCUUGGGCCUGCGGAGCGGAGGCUUCGUUCCACGUGGCCAGCUGAGCACAGCUCUGGCCAGCAGGUGGGGGGAAACAGGAAAUCUGAAUGAAUUCAUGAGCCACAAAAAGCCCGUGGGGAGACAGACACCCUCCAGCCUCGCCGUCAGCUACAGCCAGGCCGGUGUCGGGGGCGUUCUUAGAAGCUUGACCCACGGCCUCGCCAGCCUCAGGGAGCACCUUCGGUCCUGGAGACCCAUGGCCCCCAGCACCCAGGUACCUCCUGCCCUGCUGCUGCUGGUGGCCCUGCUGCUGAGUGGGGCCUUGCUGUUCCAGUGAGGCCUGCGCCGGCGGGGCUGGCCCCCGCCUGGACCCCACCCUGGAGGUGGCGGGCUCCCGCGGUCCUGUUCUUUUUAACAGUGGUGUUUCCUGAUGAUAUUUCUUUUUUAUAUUUAAACUCAAGAUAGUGCUGGGACACUGCUGAGGUUUCAUACUGGGGUUUUCUGAGUUUUUUUUGUAAGACAAAUGAAUUUAUUAUACCUCUGGGGUGGUUACCGGUUAACUGCCCGUUUGGAGGCCUGGCUGGGCCUGCUGUCCUCCUGCUGUCCACUCGGGAGGCAGCCUGCCCCUGAGCAGCCUUCCUCUCAUGCAGGCUGGUCACAUGGUGGGCAGGGGGGGAGUGCUGGUCACACCCCCGUGUCUGUGACGACCACGGCAGAAUCUACUGGACUAGAUUCCCGAGGGUAGAGGAGAGAGUUCAAUAAAAUGUUGGUUUCCA